Messenger RNA from Myxocyprinus asiaticus (Chinese sucker), 4876 nucleotides. Its product is annotated as iron-sulfur clusters transporter ABCB7, mitochondrial. The transcript is spliced from 16 exons. The record is from RefSeq and is a predicted model, not a curated record. Lineage: Eukaryota; Metazoa; Chordata; Actinopteri; Cypriniformes; Catostomidae. Gene Ontology annotation, cellular component: mitochondrial inner membrane. Gene Ontology annotation, molecular function: ABC-type transporter activity; ATP hydrolysis activity; ATP binding. Gene Ontology annotation, biological process: transmembrane transport; intracellular iron ion homeostasis. Bases 40 to 2271 code for a protein of 743 amino acids.
GUCACGCGUGACGUUACCUCAGCCUGAUAUCAGUGCAGCAUGGCGGCGCUCUCGGUACCGCUGAAAUGUGGGUUUCACAUUCAAAGGCGUAAAUUAUCGAUUUUACUACAGAAGAGCAGCACUUUUCACGCGUGGAGUUAUCACGACCACAGAGCGGCGAGUAAACGGAAACACCGGAACACUUAUCAGCUAUCAAGUCCAAACCUAGCAUCAUCGACAUGGGCUGUCAACAGAGGUCACAACAGUCAACAGAUCCUGGAAACAGUAAAACAUUUACAGAUCCCAGAGAGACAGUGCUGGCAUGGACAUGCAGGAGGAGGACUCAAUGCUGAUCCCAAAAAUGUGCUGGUUGAAGUGAACUCAUCGAAGAUUCUGGCAGCAAUGUUGACGUACGUUUGGCCCAAAGACCGACCAGACCUCCGAGCACGUGUGGCCAUAUCACUGGGCCUGCUUGCUGGAGCCAAGAUAACCAAUGUGACGGUGCCCUUCAUGUUUAAAUAUGCAGUGGACAGCCUCAACCAGAUGUCGGGACACAUGUUGAACCUGAGCGAUGCGCCAAACACUGUGGCAACCAUGGCAACGGCUGUUUUGAUUGGCUACGGUGUGUCCCGUGCCGGAUCAGCGCUCUUCAAUGAGCUGAGGAAUGCUGUGUUUGGGAAAGUGGCUCAGAGCUCUAUCAGAAGAAUUGCUAAGAACGUCUUCCUCCAUCUUCAUAACCUGGAUCUUGGAUUCCACCUGAGCAGACAGACAGGAGCGCUGUCAAAGGCCAUCGACCGCGGGACACGAGGAAUCAGCUUUGUUCUCAGCGCUCUGGUCUUUAACCUGGGGCCCACUCUGUUUGAGAUGCUUCUGGUCUGCGGCAUUUUGUAUUAUAAAUGUGGGGGUCAGUUUGCGCUGGUCACUCUGGGAACGCUAUCGGCAUACACCGCAUUCACAAUCGCUGUUACACAAUGGAGGACGCGGUUCAGGAUAGAGAUGAAUAAGGCUGAUAAUGAAGCUGGAAAUGCUGCGAUAGACUCUCUUCUCAAUUAUGAAACUGUUAAGUAUUUCAACAAUGAGAAGUAUGAGGCCGAGCAGUAUGAUGGUUUUCUGAAGGUGUACGAAUCGUCGUCUCUGAAGACUACCUCUACUCUGGCCAUGCUAAACUUUGGUCAGAGCGCCAUCUUCAGCGUUGGUCUCACCGCUGUCAUGGUGCUCGCAAGCAAAGGCAUAAUGGCAGGAACGAUGACAGUGGGAGAUUUAGUUAUGGUGAACGGACUGCUGUUCCAGCUCUCUAUGCCACUCAACUUCCUGGGCACUGUGUACAGAGAGACCAGACAGGCCCUCAUAGACAUGAACACACUCUUCACACUUCUUAGUGUGGACACCAAGAUAAAGGAGAAAGAAAUGGCCUCUCCAUUGCUCGUUACACCCCAGGAAGCCACCAUCAGGUUUGAAGAUGUGUAUUUUGAGUACUUGGAGGGACAAAAGGUGCUUAAUGGGGUUUCUUUUGAAGUACCUGCUGGGAAAAAGGUGGCUAUUGUUGGCGGCAGUGGAUCUGGGAAGAGCACAAUUGUCAGAUUACUCUUUCGUUUCUACGAGCCACAGCAAGGCAACAUCUACAUUGCAGGCCAGAACAUUCGUGAUGUAGGUUUGGAAAGUUUGAGGAAAGCUGUUGGUGUCAUACCGCAGGAUGCUGUGCUUUUCCACAACACUAUAUUUUACAAUCUGCAAUAUGGCAACAUCAAUGCCACAGCGGAGGAAGUUUACGAAGUGGCCAGACUGGCUGAAAUCCAUGAUGCCAUUCUCAAAAUGCCUCAUGGGUACGACACACAGGUUGGAGAACGAGGAUUGAAACUCUCAGGUGGAGAGAAGCAGCGUGUGGCUAUCGCACGAGCGAUCCUAAAGGAUCCUCCCAUUCUACUUUACGACGAGGCCACGUCUUCACUGGACUCCAUCACUGAGGAGAAUAUUCUGAAUUCCAUGAAGGAAAUGGUGAAGGACAGAACAUCCGUCUUUAUCGCUCACCGGCUGUCCACCAUCGUGGAUGCAGAUGAGAUUAUUGUUUUAAAUCAGGGGAAGGUGGCAGAACGCGGCAAUCAUCACACACUACUGAACACUCCUGGCAGCCUGUACGCGGAUCUGUGGAACACACAAAACAGCAAAAUACUGAGUGACGGCAACAAGCCUGAGCCGGCAGCCGAGCGACGCUCACAGAAAGAGGAGGAACGCAAGAAACUGCAGGAGGAGAUCAUGAACAGCGUGAAGGGCUGCGGGAACUGCUCAUGUUGAGACUGACGGACGUUUCCACACGUACAUAGCACAGUCACGCCCAGACCUGCCUCAGUCGCCAUCCACCAGCCCUCACAUGACCGGCUACAGGCAUCUAUGACUGAUGGCCACUGCCAUCCACCAGCCCUCACAUGACCGGCUACAGGCGUCUAUGACUGAUGGCCACUGCCGAGCGGCAGGAAAUUGUCCUUUGUCCAUCAGCUAUGACAGCUGGUCUCAAGAAUAUUAUUUAAUCUUGUUUAUUAAUCGGAGAGGAUGUUCUCCCACUGCACCAAACAUGUCAAGAACAUGUUCAUGCAGGUCACAUUUUCACCGCAAAAAUCAAAAGACAGGAAGAAUCUCAGUUUUUCAUAGAGUAAAUGAAGGCUAUUUGUAUUGUGACACUUUAUUUUCUCCAACAAAUUCUCAUUAUGGUUAUGCAUCUUGACAUACAGUAUGUUUUUGGGUAAUUCUCAUUAUUUUGAAUAAUGUUUCUCAUUAGUUUCUCAAUGAUUGGUACAAUCAAAAUUACUCUAAUAAUUUUUUUUAUUAAAAUCAGCAUAAAUUAAAGGCAGUACAACAAAUAUAACAAUGAUGUAUAAAUCAUUUUUGCAUUACAGUAAUGAGUAUUUUGGGGAAAAUGUGCAUAAAUAUCAUGAAAACGAUGUUACAAUGCUAAAUAAAAUAAAACAAUUCUUAAAAUAGGCUUUAUUUUCUUUUGGCAAAAUAUAAUGUCUCGUUUUCUUUUGAUUUUGGGAUGAAAUAUGACACGGACACGUUCUUCGCCCUCUUGAAAUUCACCUGCAAAUGGGAUUACUGCAGUUUGUCCAUAACCGCAAGAGCCCACACUAUGACAUGCCUUUAUUUUCACAUCUUAUCAAGGUGAUUUGACCCUUGUUUUAAUUAUUUGUCUGUGUAAUUGGGAACUCUUGUUGGCUGUUUUAUUAUGCAUAUGUACAUAUUACUAUUAUAAUAUAUUGGACUAAAUCAGUGCAGAGAAGCACAUUGUAUAGGAGCAUAAUUGUCAUCAAAUAGAUAUUUAGUCUCAGAAGAUGUUAGUUAUGUCUGGAACAUUUAGACAAAGUUGGUUAAUAUCAGCACAUUUGAUGCCUCAUAUUUUGAGAUAUGAGUUUAAUGAGGACGUUAACAAACAAUAACUUAUAACAAAUGCCCAAUCUGAAGGUGACAUAAGACAGCUUUUUUGACCAUGUGUCAAUGAUGUAACACUUAUUUUUUGUGUGUGUUUAAAAUAAAUAAAUAAAUACAUUAAUAACGUGAUGAUACAAAUAAGGACUUGAAUGCAGUUCUUCUAUGACAAAUGUUCAAAUUCUGAUUUUGAAUAAAUUUAGAUAUUUUUGUGGGGCUUAAAGUUAAAAAUGCCCGGUUGGUUUAAACAUCUACUUUACUAAGAAGAGAAUAAAAAUAAAUAAAUAAAUUGUCAGUAGUUGGAGGAAAAGGCAGAAUCAUUUUUUUAUUUGCCAUAAUUAUUAUUUCCUAAAAAAGAUUCAUAAGAAGUGAAGCCGAUUUGGUAUAUUAGUAUUAAAAGAUUAGUAUUUGGCUAAUAUGUUCACUAAACCAAAGUCAGUGUCGUGUAAUCAACAGGAAAUUACAUCACAGAAAAAACUCCUGUAGACCUUUAUGAAUGCAUGUCAAGGUUUUAAACAUAAAUCAAUCUUUUUAUGAUAUUGCAAUAUUAGCUCAGGUUGUCAAAUGGCAUGAGCGUUAGAAAAGAAUGAAUGUACAGAAGUACAACAAGGUGUAAGGUUAAAAAAAAAGUCAUUACUUCACUUGAUAAUUACAUCACUUGACAUUUUUAGAGUGAUUCACCAUUGUUAAAAAUGUGAUGAGCUUUUCUCAAAAACAUGCAAAACAAUGUACGUCGAGGUGAUUCACACAAACCUGUCAAGGAAAUGUUUUGGUCAUAUUUAACCCCAAGUUAAUGCAAGAAAACAUGAAAUUAUGUUUGCAUAAAGCAAAUGAAGCCUAGAUUUAGGACCAUUCAUAUUUGUUGCAUUGUGACAUUAUUUUCAGGACACCUGAGAACGUUGUAUCCCCAAUUCUCAUUUCCGUGUGUUUUACCUGUACUAUUCCUAUUGUUUUAUUGUCAUUCUUGUUUUACUGUUUUAUGAUAAAAGAUGCUGUUGUUCAGUUAUUUUGAUUAUUAUUAUUAUUAUUAUUAUUAUUAUUAUUAUUAUUAUUAAAAUCAGCUCAAAUGAAAGGCAGUACCAAGGGAGUAGUACUGUGAUGUACAAAUGCUUUUUAAAUGUAUUAUUAAAAAUGUUUCACUUUGCGGCAGUGAGAAUUUCACAAUGAGCACUAUGUUUCCUCUUGUUGUGAUAAUGAGGAUUGGGGGGUAAAAUGUGCAUAAAUGUCAUGAAAAUAAUGUAAAAAAUCUUAAUAUCCCCAAAAAUAGUCUUAUGCAAAACACUGAUUUUGAAAUCAAAUAGGACCAGGACAUUUUCUUGACAGGUUUCGUGAGAAUUGCAUGUCUAUGAACCUGACAAAUGUGUUUUAAACUAGAUUUUCAAAUGAUUUUUCAUUUUCAUCAUCUUUGGCAUCCUUGUUUGUCAUUUACCUAAAUACAACAAAAACUAAAUUCCAAACCAAAUAAAUAUACUUUAUUUUA